CGCCAAGCAUUUUUAAAUUAACCUCUAGUGGUCACACUGGUCAACAACAAAAAUAAAACAGCUGUUUCGUAACUGUUGGUAACGCUGGCACUUUAAGCAGCGCCGUCAACUAUAGUAUAAACUCUCGUAACUUUUAAUCUGAACAAAUUGCAAAAUGCAAAGACAAAUAUUUAAUGUGUUUGGAAAUGUGACGCGACAGGUGCGUAGCAGUCAGCGUGCAUUCUCAGUGACGCCGAAGAAAAGGGAAAUCUUCAAAGUACAGAGCUCAGAGGACUUUGACAAGAAGGUGAAGAACAGCCAGGAGCCCGUGAUAGUGGACUUUUUUGCAACUUGGUGCAAUCCUUGCAAACUCCUGACCCCGCGCAUAGAGACCAUUGUGGGCGAGCAGGCGGGCUCCAUUAAACUGGCUAAAGUUGACAUUGACGAACACAGUGAGCUAGCGCUGGAUUACGAUGUGGGCGCCGUUCCCGUGCUUAUGGUUAUGCAAAACGGCAAGGAAGUGCAACGCAUGGUUGGACUUCAGGAUGAGGACAAGAUACGCGCCUGGGUAGCCACGGCGGUCAAAAAUGCGAAGCAGUAGAAGUACUCCCUUUGGCAUCAUAAAUGUUUCUAAGCUUUAAACUUGUUUUACUCAACUAAUAUGGGUUUUUCAAAAUAAAUGUUAUUAUUCGUUGCAAACUA
Drosophila montana is the source of this 681-nucleotide messenger RNA. RefSeq names its product thioredoxin, mitochondrial. Bases 155 to 580 code for a protein of 141 amino acids. Lineage: Eukaryota; Metazoa; Arthropoda; Insecta; Diptera; Drosophilidae. The transcript has 2 exons. Gene Ontology annotation, biological process: cell redox homeostasis. Gene Ontology annotation, cellular component: cytoplasm; cytosol. The record is from RefSeq and is a predicted model, not a curated record. Gene Ontology annotation, molecular function: protein-disulfide reductase activity.